ACUUGUCCAUCACGUGCGGCCGCCCGGCCACCCCGCCUCACUGCACGCCUGGCGGGGCCGGGGGGGCGGGGCCCGGGAGCUGCUGCGCCUGCGUUGUGGGCGUUCUCGGGGAGCAGCUGCCGCCGCCGCCACCGCCGCCGUCGCUAUCGCCGCGUUCGGGUGUAGAAUUUGGAAUCCCUGCUCCUCGUUAACAAUGAAGCAGAGUUCGAACGUGCCAGCUUUCCUCAGCAAGCUGUGGACGCUUGUGGAGGAAACCCACACCAACGAGUUCAUCACCUGGAGUCAGAAUGGCCAGAGUUUUCUGGUUUUGGAUGAACAAAGAUUUGCAAAAGAAAUUCUUCCCAAAUACUUCAAGCACAAUAAUAUGGCAAGCUUUGUGAGGCAGCUGAAUAUGUAUGGUUUUCGAAAAGUAGUACAUAUUGACUCUGGAAUUGUGAAGCAGGAACGAGAUGGUCCUGUUGAAUUUCAGCAUCCUUACUUCAAACAAGGCCAGGAUGACUUGUUGGAGAACAUUAAAAGGAAGGUUUCAUCUUCAAAACCAGAAGAAAAUAAAAUUCGUCAGGAAGAUUUAACAAAAAUUAUAAGUAGUGCUCAGAAGGUUCAAAUAAAACAAGAAACUAUUGAGUCUAGGCUUUCUGAAUUGAAAAGUGAGAAUGAGUCCCUUUGGAAGGAGGUGUCAGAAUUAAGAGCAAAACAUGCACAACAACAGCAAGUUAUUCGAAAGAUUGUCCAGUUUAUUGUUACAUUGGUUCAGAAUAACCAACUUGUGAGUUUAAAACGUAAAAGGCCUCUUCUUCUAAACACUAAUGGAGCCCAAAAGAAGAAUUUGUUUCAGCACAUAGUAAAAGAGCCAGCUGAUAAUCACCAUCAUAAAGUUCCUCAUAGUAGGAGUGAAGGUUUAAAGCCAAGGGAGCGGAUUUCAGAUGAUAUCAUUAUUUAUGAUGUUACUGAUGAUAAUGCAGAUGAAGAAAAUAUCCCAGUUAUUCCAGAAACUAAUGAGGAUGUUAUAUCUGAUCCUUCCAACUGUAGCCAAUACCCUGAUAUUGUCAUUGUUGAAGAUGACAAUGAAGAUGAAUAUGCUCCUGUCAUUCAAAGUGGAGAUCAAAGUGAACCAGCCAGAGAAUCCUUAAGUUCAGGCAGUGAUGGCACCAGCCCUCUCAUGUCUAGCGCCAUCCAGCUAAAUGGCUCAUCUAGUCUGACCACAGAAGAUCCUGUGACCAUGAUGGAUUCCAUUUUAAAUGAUAACAUCAAUCUUUUGGGAAAGGUUGAGCUGUUGGAUUAUCUUGACAGUAUUGAUUGCAGUUUAGAGGACUUCCAAGCCAUGCUCUCAGGAAGACAGUUUAGCAUAGACCCAGAUCUCCUGGUUGAUUCUGAAAAUAAAGGAUUAGAAACUACCAAGAGCAGUGUAGUUCAACCAGUUUCAGAAGAGGGAAGAAAAUCUAAACCCAAAACAGAUAAGCAGCUUAUCCAGUACACUGCCUUUCCACUUCUUGCAUUCCUUGAUGGGAACCCUGCAUCUGCUGUUGAACAGGGGAAUACGGCAUCAUCAGAAGUUAUGUCCUCUGUAGAUAAACCUAUAGAAGUUGAUGAGCUUCUAGAUAGCAGCCUGGACCCAGAACCAACCCAGAGUAAGCUUGUUCGUCUGGAGCCAUUGACUGAAGCUGAAGCUAGUGAAGCCACACUGUUUUAUUUAUGUGAACUUGCUCCUGCACCUCUGGAUAGUGAUAUGCCACUUUUAGAUAGCUAAAUCCCUAAGAAGUGGACUCUAUAUGUAUAUAUUCAUCAAAAUGAUGAACUAUUUAUUUUAAAGUAUCAUUUGGUACUUUUUUUUUGUAAAUUGCUCUGUUUGGUUUAAUCAGAUACUGUGGAAUUGUAAAGCACCUUUUGCUUUUCUCACUAACUACACACUCUUGCAAAGCUUUCAGAUGUUACUCAGCUAUGUGGGUGCAUAAUAUGUGUUCAAUCACAUUAUUGGCAUAUCUUUAAGUUGGAUUCAAAUGGCCAUUUUUCUCCAGUUAUGGUAAAUUGGAUUUCUUUUUUGCACAUAUGCUCAUUAACUCCAGUUAAACUUUUUGUUUGUUUGUUUUACUUGUUUAAUGCUAUCUCUUUGCAUUGAGUGUUAAGUCACUAUAACUAAUGGUAGGACUCCUAAAGCUUUCUCUGUUGCAGUUGCUUUUAAUAAGUAUUUUUCACUUGGCUUCUUUUUAAAACUGGGAACAUAAAGUGCCUGUAUCUUGUAAAAUUUCAUUUGUCUUUCUCAGUUCAGAGAAGUUCGUUCAUGUUCAAAAAGAAAGGCAACGUAUACUUGAGUGCUUACUGUCUGAUUCAGUUUCAGCUCCAUAUACAUAGAAGAAGGGGAUGGGAUGAUGCAACCUGUCCACCUUAUUGGACUAGUUCUAAGUAAAAGUUUCUGGUUCGUUUCUGUUUUUUUGAAGCAUACUAUUUAGUAAAAUAAAUAUAAUGAAUGUUGCGUA
Phacochoerus africanus (Common warthog) is the source of this 2474-nucleotide messenger RNA. It is a transcript of the gene HSF2, whose product is annotated as heat shock transcription factor 2. Gene Ontology annotation, molecular function: sequence-specific DNA binding; DNA-binding transcription factor activity. The record is from RefSeq and is a predicted model, not a curated record. The transcript is spliced from 12 exons. Gene Ontology annotation, biological process: regulation of DNA-templated transcription. The coding region runs from base 194 to 1747 and encodes 517 amino acids. Lineage: Eukaryota; Metazoa; Chordata; Mammalia; Artiodactyla; Suidae.